UGUUUCUGGGGUCCUAUAUCAAGUAAACCAUAACGUAAAUGGGUUGAACUAAAACUAUCCAAACUGAAACUAUUUUACAGUUUUAUACACUGUAAUCUCGCAUAUCUAAACAACAAGAUAACGACAUUUAAAUAAUUCGAGAUUAUAAAAAAUAAAACUCCUGCCAAACUGUCUAAAAUAUAGAAGAAAUGUGAUUUAAAGAUGUAGAAAUUUUUUUUGCGAAUUGCUGCCCCUUGUGGCCAUAAUUCUAACUUCGUGUUUCGGAACAGGCGGGCGUUAGGACCAUGAGGAGAAGCAGGAAGCUGUAGUCGGUGGACAAACUGUCAUGGCGGACCAAAACAAGACAGGGGGCGCAGAGAACUUCUACAAUGAAAUAUUAAGUCCAUGCGAGCUGUUUGCAGCCCGCUCCAGAAGCCAUAAGAUUCCCGCCCGAGGACAGAAGGACUUCUAUCCGGACGACUCGGAGGAGCAAAGACAGCGGCUGCAGCAGAGCUUGGAUGAACACUGGAAUCUCAUAGCAGAGGAGAGGGUGGAGAGACUGGGGAACCUGGUGAAAGCCACAUGGGUUCCAAGUGACCAGAUUGUGGAGCUUCAGACUCCUGCUGGCAAGUUUUGGCAGACGAUGGGUUUUUCUGCAGAAGGGAAGCAGUAUCUCCUCCCUGAAGAGGCUCUCUACCUGAUGGAGUGUGGCAACCUACUGGUGUUUCAUCAGGACCUGCCGCUGUCCAUCCAGGACGGCUACGAGAUGUUUCUGUCUUCAGACGCCAUGAGCCUGCAGCAGUAUCAGGUGUUUGGGCAUCUGAAGAGGCUCGGAUACGUGGUGCACAGAUUUGAUCCCAGCUCUGAGCCGUCGUCCUACGUGAGGCAGCUGAACCUGCCUCAGUCACGGGAGCGAGGGGGGAGACAGCUGAAGAGGAAACGCAGCCCCAGCCCGACACCAACAUGCAGUCAUACUAAGACACCAGGAGAGUCCCUGGCUGAGAAAAUGGAGGAUGAUGAUAAACUACCAGAGUCUCACCUGAUGACCUCUGCAGAGCCUCCUGAGCCUCAAACUGCCUCCCCGCACUCUGCAGCCAAAGGCCAGGCCAGGACCUGGUGGAUGAUGGAUGCUCCAGAGCUGGAGGCGGACAAAAGAUCGUCCCCUGGUUCUCCAUCUGGUCGCUUACGCUGGAACUUCAGCACCAUCCCAUUCCCAGACCUGGGCUCCACCAGCCGGCCCCGCUGCAUGGUACCUGUGGACACUUCGCUGCUUCCCAGGGAUGUAACGGUUGGAGUCUGUGAUUUGGACUCCUGGAUGCGGAAAAUAAACCUGCGGAAGGUGAAAAUGUCUGUGAAGGAGCAACAGAGGGAGAAACACAGACGGCGGUGGGAUGUAAACAAAGACAGAGAGGUUCAAAGGUGCAGAAACUGGGCGGAGUACCAUGAGUUGCUGGCCCGGCGGCAGGCGAAGCGGCAAGGCCGACCAGCUCACUUGUGGAACAGGGAAGUUAAACCUUUACACGACCCAACUCAGCCAAUCUCCACCGCUGAGCUGCUGGAGAAAAUCAGUGUAGUUAAAUCUACCAAUCUGCUGGAGGGAGCGUCCAGGUUAAAAUGUUCGGAGGAGUGGAGGAUAUGUUUCAAUGUUUACCAGCCGGAUUCAGUGGCUGACUUCAAAAAGAGCAACCCUGGCAAACCGUACUCCCGCAUGUGUGUCUGCAGUUUUGACGGUCCUGUCCCUGAUCUGCGAGUCAUCAAGCAGUUGGCCUUUCAGAGCGGCAACGUUCCCAUCGUUUACGCCGUCGUGGACUACGGAGACAUUUCCUUCUACACCUUCAAGGACUUUCAGCUGCCCAGGGACGUGUACGCCUGAGAUUCAUCUGCCCAAAACUUUUUAACCCAGUUUGAUCUUCUGGAUGAGCUACAUAUGAAAAAAUACUUUCUGAAGGGGGCAGUUUUCACAUAAAAGCAGUUCCAGUCUGUUUAUCUGUUUCUUUUAUUUUCCCCCUUGCUCUGGCUUAUAGUUUCUGCCACCAGAUCAUUUUUAUCAUAAGAAUAACCAUUUUCUAAAAUAAAUCUUUGUGGUUUAUCAA
Molecule: messenger RNA, 2072 nt
Organism: Girardinichthys multiradiatus
Lineage: Eukaryota; Metazoa; Chordata; Actinopteri; Cyprinodontiformes; Goodeidae
Product: tRNA-splicing endonuclease subunit Sen54-like
Exons: 12
Coding region: 326-1852 (508 amino acids)
Biological process (GO): tRNA-type intron splice site recognition and cleavage
Cellular component (GO): tRNA-intron endonuclease complex
Source: RefSeq, a predicted model, not a curated record